Messenger RNA from Strongyloides ratti, 1338 nucleotides. Its product is annotated as INO80 complex subunit E. The transcript has 2 exons. Gene Ontology annotation, biological process: chromatin remodeling. Bases 1 to 1338 code for a protein of 445 amino acids. Gene Ontology annotation, cellular component: nucleus; Ino80 complex. The record is from RefSeq and is a predicted model, not a curated record. Lineage: Eukaryota; Metazoa; Nematoda; Chromadorea; Rhabditida; Strongyloididae.
AUGAGUGAUUCAAAUCGUAGUGGUAGUAUGAGUAAUCAAUCCUCUUCCACUCCAUUACCUAGCCCUUCAACAUUAUUACAAAAUUCUAGUAUUAAUAAUAUUCAUCAAUCUAUAAAUGGAAGAAGUAAUAAUUAUUCCGAAAGACCUCAACCUUCCCAACAACAACAAUCAUAUGUAGUACAACAAGGACAUUCUUCAAAUUAUAAUAAUUCUACCGUUCAAAAUAGACCUACACAACGUAUUGUGACAUCUCAUGGUAAUUCUACCACUAAUUCUCAUCAUCAUCAAACUGUUGUUAUCCAACAACGUAAUCCACAGUCAACACAUCCACAAAAUUCACCCUAUCUUAGAACACAACCAUUACAAACUCGUGUUGUUGGACAACCACAUACACAAGAGAUACAAAAUUCACAAAAUGGUGAUGAAACAUUUAGUAAUGUUGUUGUAUCACAAUUUCGUGGAUCUUCCAUGGGUAAUUAUACUGUUCAACAUAAACCAUCUGCACCAAAACCACAUAUACCUCAACAAACGAUGCAAAUAUUAGAACCAGCGAAAAAUGGACCAAUUAUUGAUUCAGAGUCACAAUCUCUUUCUGCUAAAGAGCAAUAUAGGGAAUUGAAAAGAAAUUUUAGGUUUCUUGUUUAUGAAAAUGAAUGUUAUCAAGAUGAAUUAAGAUCUUUACAAAGAAAAUUAUUAAAAUUAUCGAGAGACAAAAACUUUUUACUUGAUCGUUUAGCACAAUAUGAAAAAUUGUCAGAUUCUAGUGAUGACUCUGAUACAUCUGUCAAAACUAUAGAAGAUAAAUCUUCAAAAGUUAAAACUAAAAAGCGUGUUCGUUCUACGGCAGCUGCUAAAAAGAAAACUUCUGUUACAGGACCAACUUUGUCUGUUUCUCAGGAUAAUUCAAAUAACAAAACUCCGGUUUCUGAAUCAACACCAGCUACUCCAUCAGUUAAGAGUUCUCCAUUGAAAGCUAAAGUUGAAGUAGCUCCAUUAUCAAGUCAGGCGUUACUAAAAAGUGCCUCAAUAUCCCAACAAAGGCAUCCAAAAUCAGCACCACCUCAACAGACAACUCUUGUUUCUCAUCACCAUGAUAAUUCACAUGUAAUGAUGGAUAGUUCCCCAUUAACAUCUCCAAAUGGUAAAAUAUUACAAAAUGAUAUGAUGAUAUCACCUAAUUCCAAUGAAUAUAUAAUAGUUAAUUCAAUUCCCGAUCAACAUAUGGAAGAUAGAAUAAUUUAUGAAGAUAUGCAUCAUGGUCAAAUUCUAGAAUAUGUUGAAAACGAUCAGUAUGAUAAUAAUGAUGCCUACUACAUAGAAGAUCAUCCUAACUUAUAA